Molecule: messenger RNA, 1300 nt
Organism: Porites lobata
Lineage: Eukaryota; Metazoa; Cnidaria; Anthozoa; Scleractinia; Poritidae
Source: the annotation of a GenBank genome assembly
AUGUCAGGGACUGUACCCUUAGGUCCUACAUUUGUUCCACAAGGCUCCUCUGUGGAAGAAGCAUAUGGGCCCCAACUUCCUCCACGCUCAUUACCUGCCAUUCAACCGGCAGCUAAGACACCAAUAAGUGAGCUGAUGGAACUUGCCAUGCGAAUGGGACUGGUCUGCAAUUUUGAAACUGUCUCAGAAAGUGGCCCAAAUCAUAGCAGAACAUUUGUUAUUAGCUGCACUGUUGGGGAUGUGGUUGGACAGGGAUCAGGUUGUGGAAAAAAGAAAGCAAAGCAUGAGGCUGCAAGACUUACCUUGGAUAAGUUAAAGGAAUCACAAUUGUACAUUGACUAUGUAAAUGUGAGUAUGAUAUUUGUCUUUGGGUUACUGUCAACUCUGUCUUAAUGGGCCCUCUGAAAGAUUAGUAACCCCUUAAAAUGGACUCCUAUGGCUUGUUCCUGUCAUUCUCCACUCCAAGACCAACUCUUGUUACAGUUGUAUACUUAGGGGUGGUCCCAACAUUGUCUGCCUUUAUAGAGAGAGGUGACUGUACCAUUUUAAUAAUUGUACCUUUUUGUACUUCUGUUUGUUUUUGCAUAUAUGAAGUACAUGUUAGUAACACUGUGUGUGUAAAAAGAAGUACAAUAAAAUAUUAUUAUGUAUCCUUUUGACUAAGAGCCUGUUUAGAUGAGGUAAGCCAUCCCAGUUAGCCAGGCUAGCUCACUUUACCUGGCUAGGCUCGGCUUAUGCCUUGUUUCCUUUUAAAAUUGUUGUUGUGUUUAUAUGAGAAGGUGCGCUGGCCUGCCUGCCGAGAUAUUUUCUCAAGCAACAGGGAUCUCGGCAAGUAGUCCAGCCUGCCUUCUCAUAUAAACUCACCAACAAUUUAAAGAGGAAACAAUGCAUUAAAGAAGUAGAAUAUCUUUUCAGGAACUCUGCUUGGUUGACUAACACAUAAGCCCUCUAUUUUUGUCAGCAAUGGACUACCACGGCAGCAUUAGCACCUCAUAACAACCCUGUGGGCCAUCUCCAGGAAGUAGUGGCCAAAAAAGGCCUGCAGAAGCCAGAAUUUGAGGUUACCAAUGGUGAAGGCCCCCCUCACCAAAGAACUUUUGAGACAACAGUAACCAUUGGCAAUCUACUGUGCACUGGGAAGGGCAGAUCCAAAAAAGAGUCCAAGCGGAAGGCGGCUGAGGCCAUGCUCAACACUAUCAGCAAGACUAAUUUAUCAUUAGAACCACCAGCCAAAAGAAUGGCAUUUGUUCCUGCUAGUUCUUCUGGGCCAAUUGCGUUUCAUCCUGCUGGAACCUUAUAG